AUUUGCAAGACAAUAAACACCACAUUUUUGUUUACAUGCUAUAACAUUUACAAUUUGUGUAAUAUAUUUUGACAUUGGAAUGAACUAAUUUAUGUUUUGAUUAGAAACCGAGUCAGGCUUGUUUUUUAAGGCUAAUUUUAAAUUGUCAAUGGUUCAUGAGAUUCUGUCAUUUCAAAUUGGCCAAUGUGGGAACUCGAUUGGUCUCCAGUUUUGGCAGAACAUGGGUCAGGAGCAUGGCCUCAAUGCUGCGGGAGAGCUGUGUAAAAAGGAUCUACUGCAUGCAGUCGACAACAAGGACCCAUUCUUCCAUCAGUACGAAUCAGGUCGAUACGUACCUCGCUGUAUAAUGCUGGAUCUAGAGCCUAGGGUUAUUCAAUCGAUCAAAAACUCUGAGUACAGUCAAUUAUUUGAGCAACGGAACAUGUUUGUUGGGGAAGAUGGAGGAGGAGCAGGAAACAAUUGGUCCAGUGGUUACAUGAGUGCCACCACGCAUGCGGACAGUCUUAUGGACCUGAUACGGCGAGAGACAGAGACAAUGGAUCUAAUGGAGGGUUCACUGAUUACCCAUGGCAUCUCUGGAGGCACUGGCUCUGGCAUGGGCUCUUUUAUUCUAGAACUUCUCACGGACUAUUUUCCUAAGAAAACUAUCCAAACCUACAGUGUAUUCCCUACCUCAGUAAACCAGGUCAAGAGGAGUGAAGAGGGUAUACUGGAAGGCCAGUAUGGAGAUAUAGUGAUUGAACCUUACAAUUCUCUACUGACUCUGCUGAGAUUGACAAGUUACGUUGACAGUGUGGUCAUCCUGGACAAUCUAGCCCUACAUAACCUCACAUCAGCAGCACUCUUUCUUCCGCACCCCUCAUUCGCCAACAUCAACAAGAUUGUGUCAGACGUCAUGACUGCCUCCCUUGCUCCAAUCAGGUAUCCGAGUACAAUGUUCAACUGUCUCAGUGACAUAGUAUUGAGUCUAACCCCAGUGCCUCAGCUACAUUUCCUCAUGACUGGAUACACUCCACUGCGUUCUUUUGACUCUCAGGCUCAAAUGAAGCAGAUUUUGAAAACUUCUGUUGAAUCGGUGAUGAAACGUCUUGGAAAGAUGAGAAACAUGAUGGUUUCAAUUUAUCACCCUCUUCAUUCUCGCCAUGGCUAUAUCUCAGUCUUCAAUGUUAUACAGAGCAAUGACCUAAGCGAGAGUGUGUGGGGAGUUAGGCAGACUGUGGAGCAGUUUCGGCAGCGAGCUCGCUAUCUGCCGUGGGCCGAGCCUAUAUACCAGACUGCACAUUGUCCUUGGUCUCCGUACCAGGUACAGCGUCACCGCAUCUCUGGUUUAACUAUGACCAACCACUCGUCUAUAGUCAGUUUCUUCAAGAGCACCCUUAGUCAGUUUGGGAAGCUCUAUUCGCGUUAUGGCGUACGUCAACCAGAUGCAGAAUGUUUCUGGGUUCCUACAGCUCCGAGAAGAGUUGGAGGAGUGUAAACUCUCCUGUGAAAACCUCAUAUCUGAGUAUGAAGCAGCUUUGGGUAGGCAGUACCCUAAACCAGUCUCAGAAGAAUAUAUAGGAGUUUGUUAGAACUUUGUUAUAAAAUGUUUCAUGAAAUUGAA
This is a messenger RNA of Homalodisca vitripennis (glassy-winged sharpshooter), 1603 nucleotides long. RefSeq names its product tubulin gamma-2 chain-like. Gene Ontology annotation, molecular function: structural constituent of cytoskeleton; GTP binding. The coding region runs from base 149 to 1477 and encodes 442 amino acids. The record is from RefSeq and is a predicted model, not a curated record. The transcript has 10 exons. Gene Ontology annotation, biological process: microtubule nucleation; mitotic sister chromatid segregation; mitotic spindle organization. Lineage: Eukaryota; Metazoa; Arthropoda; Insecta; Hemiptera; Cicadellidae. Gene Ontology annotation, cellular component: cytoplasm; centrosome; gamma-tubulin complex.